This is a messenger RNA of Paramacrobiotus metropolitanus, 3764 nucleotides long. Its product is annotated as solute carrier organic anion transporter family member 74D-like. Lineage: Eukaryota; Metazoa; Tardigrada; Eutardigrada; Parachela; Macrobiotidae. Gene Ontology annotation, molecular function: protein binding. Gene Ontology annotation, cellular component: membrane. Gene Ontology annotation, biological process: transmembrane transport; sodium-independent organic anion transport. The transcript is spliced from 12 exons. The record is from RefSeq and is a predicted model, not a curated record. Bases 853 to 2937 code for a protein of 694 amino acids.
UAAACUGUGAAGAAAUGGAAAUGAGCCACGGAGUUCGCGUUACAGUACUGAUUUUUCGCACUUCUCUUAAUAGCAGAUACCGUGUAUCACAGGGUGUGCCGAUUAUUUAGUUUGGACACGAUUUAUAAUCAAUGCAUAACGCGCUCAGUUUAUGCUGAAACUGAUUUUGAUUGAGGUUGAUCGUCAUCGUACUGGUAGCGUUUUUCCAGUUUGCUUACUUGUUAGUGGCAAGUUUGGCAUUAGAAUGGUGUGGUAGACACUAGGGUUGAGGGCAGUAAUUCGCGUGUAGUUUACGUAAUGCUACUUUGAUAGGGUUAAAUAAUCAAAAUAUGAAGCUCAUCAUUUUGCCAACUUAGCGUUUAAUUUGAGUAUUGUAAUCAUGUACAAAACAUAGUGCUGGGUUUUUUCAACAUGUUGACAGGCUGUUUCCUAAAAACACACUAUAUAUCUGUAUGUAUGAAUGCGCUGGAUAUUAUGCGCCGCGUAACUUUAACCUGUGUUUGACUUACAGGAAUGUGGUUGUAAUUUGUAAACACCGGCAAUAUUGCCAGUGAGGCUGCAUUUUUUUGUAUUUGGUUUAUUGUUCUGUUAGGUUUGUCUAAAUAUUUUGUGCAUUUACUGUGUCAACACAAAAAUAAUGCGGCAUCGAAUACGGAAAUUACCAUAUUACUGCAUCUUGCUCACGUUUUCGUUAAUGGUUGUUGCAACACUUCUGAUGUUGCGCUCUUUUGAAUUUGAAGUUCUUAUUCUUCUUGAAUUUGAAGUUCUUAUGACUAAGCACUUUACUCAUCGUUUCUGCAGCAGUUGUUUUUAUUUUUCCAAAUUUGGCGAUUUAUUCAGUUAACGUUAGUAAUGCCAGUUGGUUUCACCGGAACAAUGCUGAAUUCCGGAUCUCAAUGCGGUGCAUGCCGUUGGAAGCCGGCUUUUUUGCAGCGAUGCAACAACAUGAUGUGUUUUGUUGCAUUUUACGCAAUGUUAUUGUUAAUUUACGGAAUGGCCAAUGCGUACAGCAGUUCGGUCAUCCAGUCCAUGGAAAGACGAUUUGGUUUUUCCAGUAAACUAAUUGGGUUAAUCCUCUCCGUCAACGAUAUCUCGCAGAUUGUGGUAGCUCUACUAACCGCAUAUUUUGGCGGAAGUGGUCAUCGACCGCGGUUGAUCAUGAUUGGUGGCUUGCUUCUGGGAAUAGCUGUAAUGCUGCAUGCAGCACCGGAAGUGCUGUUUCCCUCCAGAAGGACAAUUGGCCGUUCCAAAACUGCGGAGACUGUGGUGCCAGAAAAGUUAUGCCGGGAUGGAUCUGACAACAUUUAUAACAACAGUUAUUCUGUUUCUAAUAGAUCUGCAGAAUUCGCACAUUCCGACGGCGAAAGCAUUAACCUGGGUGGUCCAGUGGCUGUCUUUAUUGUUGCGCAGUUGAUCCAAGGUGUAGGAUCCACAAUGGUCAUGAUACUGGCUCUUCCCUUCAUCGACGAUAGUGUGGACAAAAAGAAUUCGUCAGUUUAUUUUGCAAUUUCCCUAUCGGCAAGAAUUUUCGGCCCGGUUCUGGGUUUUCUCCUGGGAGCUUUGUGUAAUUCGAUCUAUCUGGACUGGUCAAAUCCCGGUUUCAACCAGACUGACCCGCGGUGGAUUUCAGCGUGGUAUUUGGGCUUUCUUUGGACUGGAGCAUCGAUGUGUUUAGUUGCGGCGCUGAUUGGAUGUUUCCCGGCGUUCGUUCCCGCGAGAUCUGGCAAGGCUCAGACCAAUGGAUUGAAGCAUUCCGGCCCCAAUGAUGCCGGAAAAGCUCCUGUUUCAUCGCAGCCGUUUUGGAAAGACCUCCCUCGCAAUGUCAGAAGACUGGUGUGUAACGGAACUUACAUGCUGCGUGUUGGUACGAAUAUACUGGAUGGAUUUUGCAUAUCCGGAUAUUUUAGUUUUCUACCGAAAUUCUUGGGUCAACAAUUUCACAUCUCUCAGUCGGGGGCUUCAAUCGCUGGAGGAGUUCCGGGCAUACUGGCAACCGGUGUGGGAGUCGUAUUAGGCGGGCUCUUGAUACGCCGAUGCAGUCUGCAGCCACGUCAAGUGGGAGCUUUGUUGGCAACAUCUGCAUUUAUAAUUGGUGGUGCGCUGCUUGUCAUGAUUGCGCUCGGCUGCCCAGACGCAGUCGUUAUGGAUCCCGCUGGACGUUCGAAUGUGGAAUACGAAAACCAGGCAGAGUGUGGUGCAAUGGAGAAUUCGUGUCGUUGCCAGCCGGAUGAUUAUGAUCCGAUAUGCGAUACUGCGCGACAGAUGACAUAUUAUUCACCUUGUCACGCCGGAUGCCAAUCAGUAAUCCACCAUAACAAUACGAAACCACUUUAUCAAAAGUGCAUGUGUGUUGAAAACUCUAAACAAUUCGCAACAAAUUCCACGACGCCUCCGUUAUUGACCAAAGGUCACUGUUAUGUAUCUUGUCAGAAUUUGUAUUACUUCGUCACGAUCUUGGCCAUCGCGAAAUUCAUUGCGGGGCUGCCUGUGUCAGGAGGGAUAAUGAUACAGUUUCGAGUGGUGGAUCCCGAUCUGAAAACGUUAUCUCAUGGUCUAAGCGCAUUACUGACGGCUGCAUUUGGCUCUUUACCGGCGCCGGUGUUGGUUGGCACCGUAAUUGAUUCGACGUGCCUGCUAUGGCAGUUGGAUGUCAAUGGAAAUCGCGGAUCGUGUCGACUAUAUAAUAUCGACGGGCUGCGUUGGAAAUUCCAUUUAUUCAUAGGGUUGAUGAAAAUUGCUGCAGCAUUUUUGGAAUUAAUGGUCACAUGGCGAGUGUGGAACUUGACCUUUGAACGAAAAAAAGAAAAUCCACCGGAAGUGUCUUCUGCUACAACAGCCUCUUCUGUCAGUGUACCAAGCACAGUACAAAAUCUUCAGAUCGAUAACGGCAGGGAAGCAGUCGGUACUGCACAGAAUUCAAGAAGGGUGUGUCCCUAAACUGGUCAGACACGUGUAAAAUAGCUGCUGUUAAUGGUUAAAAUUAUCAUAUUUGGCAUAAAAAGCGAUAUAACGCGUCCGGUGACUUCGGUGAUUUUUAAAUUUUACGGUUACGUCCUGCCUGCUUCAACCUGUUCAUAAAUUUCUGUGCGUCAACAUGAUUGAUUUCGCUUUAAUUUGUUCUUAAGGAUACUUUGCGCAGUAUUAUGGAAAUUCAUUUCACACUAGUGCUGCAAUUUGAGCCUCUAAUUUAUACGAUACUGCCAGGAAAACCAAACUUUGACGGCUGUAAAUUGUCGCUGUUUGUUCAUAUCCGUAGACUGUCGGUAUUUUUGAUCGUGUUUUCGUUCGUCCCCGGUAAACAGUGGUGUUUUCGACUGCAUAUUUAAUACAGUGGUACUAUUUAGUAUUUUAGCACAUCCACUUGAUAAUUCUCCGCAUGCCCGAUAAAUGGAAGAAGCUGUUUUUAACAGAACUGGAGCGGUUUAUUAACUUUGUAGCUACGUACGAUGUUCACCAGGUUAAAUUUGAACUGUGUUGUGAACAGAUUACUGGAUUUUCCCCGUGUUCUUGUACGAGUAUGUUCGGUCAAGAUUAAAUGCCGCGUUUUUAUAUUUGCUCGCUUCUUUUCGUUGGUAAAUACUUUUCUUCUCACAUUAAUCACUUUAAAUUAUUUGCCCCAUGUCACGUUUACUGUUUACUUGGAAUGCGUGUAAAAGUACGAAGAUAUGAAUGUAGUGUAACAAUGUUUUGGAUGUGUUUAGUUUUGCAACAAGACUUAUACAUACAGUAUGAAUGAAUAUUGAUAUUGGAGACAUCAAACGUGC